AUGUCACAAUCAGCUACUGAUAAGUCCAAAUUAACAUCCCAUGAUCAACAUUAUUUCUCCUCAUAUGAUCAUUAUGGUAUUCAUGAAGAAAUGUUAAAAGAUACUUCUCGUACUUUAAGUUAUCGUAAUGCCAUGUAUAGAAAUAAACAUCUUUUUAAAGAUAAGAUUGUUUUAGAUGUUGGUUGUGGAACUGGUAUUCUUUCUAUGUUUGCUGCUAAAGCUGGUGCUAAACAUGUUUAUUCUGUUGAUAUGUCUUCAAUUAUAGAUAAAGCAAAAGAAAUUGUUUCAAUUAAUGGAUUUUCCGAUAAAAUUACUUUAUUACAAGGGAAAUUAGAAGAUAUUCAAUUACCGGUUGAUAAAGUUGAUAUUAUUAUUUCUGAAUGGAUGGGAUAUUUCUUGUUAUAUGAAUCUAUGUUGGAUACUGUUUUAUUAGCAAGAGACAAAUAUCUUGUUGAAGGUGGAUUAAUUUUCCCAGAUAAAUGUCAUAUGUAUAUUGCUGGUAUUGAAGAUGGUCAAUAUAAAGAUGAAAAGAUCUUUUAUUGGGAAGAUGUAUAUGGAUUUGAUUAUAGUCCUUUUAUUAAGAUGGCCAUGUCUGAACCAUUAGUUGAUACUGUUGAUAAUAAGGCAUUGAUUACUACUUCAGAUAAAUUCUUUGAAUUUGAUAUUAAUACUGUCACAAAGGAAGAAUUAGCAUUCGAUCGUUCAUUUGAAAUUGAAGCCAUUGAUGCUGAUUUAUGUCAUGCAUUUGUUGUUUAUUGGGAUGCUGUUUUCCCUGGGGAUGAAAAAGUUACUUUAUCAACUGGUCCUAUGAAUCAAUAUACUCAUUGGAAACAAACUAUUUUCUAUAUGGAUCAAGUAUUAGAUUUAGUUAAAGGUGAUACUAUCAAGGGAAGAAUCUCAGGUAUUCCAAAUAAAGUCAAUCCAAGAGAUAUUGAUGUUGAAAUUGAAUGGGAUUUACAAGUCACUACAAAAGAUAAAUCUAGAGAACAAAAAGGAAGUUACAAUUACGUGUUACGUUAA
This is a messenger RNA of Hemisphaericaspora subhashii, 1020 nucleotides long. It is a transcript of the gene HMT1, whose product is annotated as protein-arginine omega-N methyltransferase. The transcript has a single exon. Gene Ontology annotation, molecular function: protein-arginine N-methyltransferase activity. The record is from RefSeq and is a predicted model, not a curated record. Lineage: Eukaryota; Fungi; Ascomycota; Pichiomycetes; Serinales; Debaryomycetaceae. Gene Ontology annotation, biological process: peptidyl-arginine methylation. Gene Ontology annotation, cellular component: nucleus. Bases 1 to 1020 code for a protein of 339 amino acids.